Messenger RNA from Paramecium pentaurelia, 407 nucleotides. Lineage: Eukaryota; Ciliophora; Oligohymenophorea; Peniculida; Parameciidae. The record is from the annotation of a GenBank genome assembly.
AUGAGAAGGAAGAUAACAUGUAAAAUAGUAUAUCAUUUUAUCAAGAUUAUGUUUGGGAUUGUUGUUAUUCUCGUUUUGUAAAAAGUGAAGUCUAAAUGAUCUAAACUUCUAAAUAAGAAUUCCAAUAUACAACAAUUUAAGGAUCUAUCCUUAAAUUGUAAAGAUUUUUAUAUUUAAUUUUAGUGAUAUAAUUUAUAGAAGAUUGAUAGAUAGACUGCUCCAUAGAAUGGAGAAAUUUUAGAAAAUGUUUGGUAGAUGCUACUUUGAAAAAAACGAUGAAGUAAAGUAAGGGUUAUGGAAGGAAUUAAUAAAGAGUUAUUGGAGGUAUUUUUAAUUAAUUAUUAUUUUUAAUUAGUAAGGUUUAAGUCUAUUAAAUUGAAGAAUACUGCAAUGUUUAAAGAACAUGA